Ictalurus furcatus (blue catfish) is the source of this 4428-nucleotide messenger RNA. RefSeq lists its product as uncharacterized. Gene Ontology annotation, molecular function: nuclear receptor activity; transcription cis-regulatory region binding; protein dimerization activity. The record is from RefSeq and is a predicted model, not a curated record. Gene Ontology annotation, biological process: regulation of transcription by RNA polymerase II. The transcript has 9 exons. Gene Ontology annotation, cellular component: aryl hydrocarbon receptor complex; nucleus. NCBI's taxonomy places the organism in Eukaryota, Metazoa, Chordata, Actinopteri, Siluriformes, Ictaluridae. Bases 1823 to 3787 code for a protein of 654 amino acids.
AGAUUAUCUACAUUUUUUUAUGGUUUGUUAUACGUGCUUCAGAGCAGUGUAAUGGUUCUUCAAGGUGAACCAUAUAAGGGUUUUUCAGCCUGAUGCCAUAUGAGAACCCUUUACUCUCAAAUUCUUUAGAGAGCAAUCUAUUUACUGGUGCUUUAAAGAACCCAGAAAUGGUUCUGUACAGCAGUGCUACAAGGAACCAUGUUAUAAGAUCCAUCCAUCCAUCCUCUACCGCUUACUCCUUUUCAGGGUCACGGGGAACCUGGAGCCUAUCCCAGGGAGCAUCGGGCACAAGGCGGGUACACCCUGGACAGGGUGCCAGUCCCAUGUUAUAAGAUGAUCUCUAAAAAAAAAAAAAAAUAACUUUAGUUAGCGCUUUAAGGAACCAAAGUAAGGUUCUUAAGAGUGAUGCCAGGAGAACCUUUCGCAGUCCCACAAAGAACCUUUUUUGGUUCUAAUUGGAACUUUUAUUUUUAAGAGUGCAGGUUCUUGUGUUCCCUCCCACCUCCCAAAAACAUGGCAGUGGGUGGAUUAGCCAAGAUAAAUUCCCCCUAGGUGUGAAUGAAUGUAUGAAUGUGUGUGCAUGGUGCCCUAAGAUGGACUGGCAUCCCAUCCAAGAUAUAUUCCUGCCUCACACCCAGUGUUAGGCUCUGGAUUCACCGUAACCCUGACCAGGAUACCGUGGUCACUGAAAGUGAGUUAUUUGUUCAGUACCCAUGAAAUGGAAGUCAUUUGUCAAUACGCCAGUAUCGUGGACCAUACACUAAAAAUUAGUCAGGUUGUGUGCAAAAUCUUGCAACUUGACUCUAACUGCCAGGGUUUACUGGUGCUAUAAAGCCUCCUCUCUCCCCUGCUGAAGAAGUAAACGAGUGUUGUCAGGUAGGCCUAAAAUUCAUAGUGAGGCCCAACGUUUAUGUAAAUCAUAAAUAUGUGGCUUAUAACAUUUUAGUGUGGUUUUAAUUGAAUGACUGUGGUUUCCUCUUCCCCUUGCUGUUUCUGGAAGUUCACUGCAAUCAGAUUGCACUGAUGGAAAUGCAGGCCCAUGCAAUAUACAAAUAGCAUACAUACUGUAUGGGCAAGAAAAAGUAAAAUCAAUAUUGUUUUUACUUUAAGGUUUACUAUAACACCAACCAACCCUAGAAAGAAAUUUUAUGAUUUUAAACAAUCUGUAUUAGACCCAAACUCUAGACCACAUUCAGGUCCCAGGAAAAUGUCAUAAGAACAGUUAGGAAACUGCAAACUGCAGUAUACAGUUCCACUGAUGUACUGGAUGAGAAAAUGACUUUAACUCGAUUAGUGAAACAAAAGCAGCGAGUCUUUGGGUUUAAAAUGCCGUAAGACAUAUAUUAGACUUAUAUUAGUGUAUAAGUGACCUGUUUACCGCAUAUUGGUGUUAGAAAUAGCCUACAUUAAAGAGAUCUUAAAUAUUCGAUACACUGCACUGUCCACAUCGAUUAAAGCAAUAAUUUAUUUUCCUUUACAUUGCAAAUUGUGCCUUGAACGACAUGAGAGAAAGUGGGAGUGAGAGUAACUGAGCGCGCGCGCGCGCGUGCGUGUGUGUGUGUACGCUGAGGCUCAGCAUUGCGUGCGAAGAGAGCAGCUUGUCAUUCAGAGGAAUCCGCCACCUGAAACGCGAGGAAGUAAAGUCGGGUAUAAAAGUCAUCUGCCUGGAGCUUUACAAGCUGAUGAACGUUAUUCUUAGAGAAUAAUUACAUAUUAAUUCCAUGUAAUUAAGUCCAUGGAAUAUAACAUUGCUAGAAUCAUUCUUUGAUUGAUACUUCUCAUAUUUGGGACCUGGCCGAGUACACUGCACCCCGACUGCGAGAUGAUACCACCGGGAGACUGCAUGUAUGCAGGUCGGAAACGGAGGAAGCCUAUACAGAAGCAUAGAAAGCCUGCACCUGUGAGCGAGAAGUCCAACCCGUCAAAACGGCACAGAGACCGGCUGAAUGCAGAGCUAGAUCGGCUGGCCAGUCUGCUACCUUUCCCACCUGAGAUCAUCUCCAAACUGGACAAGCUUUCUGUGCUGCGUCUCAGUGUCAGUUAUCUUCGUGUCAAGAGCUACUUCAAUGCCAGUCAAGAGAAGCAGUUGAUGAAGCACCUCAGCCCUCCGUCCAUUAAUGACAUCAUGGUUGAAACUAUGUCACCUGUGCCUUGUACAUCUGAGAGUGAGCUGCUGCUGGAGUCCCUAACAGGCUUUGCUCUUGUUGUGAGCAGUGAUGGAAUGGUCUUCUAUGCUUCCUCUACUAUAGUGGACUAUCUGGGCUUCCAUCAGACUGAUGUGAUGCACCAGAACUUCUUUGACUACAUUCACGUAGAUGAUAGGCAGGAGUUCAGGCAACAGCUCCACUGGUCCAUGAAUCCCUCAAUGACCUCUGAUCAGGAUUCAGCCACAGGAAAUGGUGAGGACUUUGUGCUUAGCAGUUUAUUCCACUCCCAGAAUGCAGCUGGUGUUCCUCCAGAGUUUUCUUCCUUCCUUAACCGGUGUUUCAUCUCGAGAGUGCGCUGUCUGCUGGACAGCACCUCAGGAUUUCUUACUAUGCAAUUCCAGGGUCAUCUAAAGUUCUUGUAUGGACAGAAGAAGACGGCAUCUGGCACUUCCUUACCCCCACAGCUGGCUCUGUUCUGUGUGGCCAUGCCUCUGCGCUUUUCCUCCAUCACAGACAUGAAGAUGAAAAACACAAUAAGGGGCAAGCACAAAAUCACAGGCAAUAACAUGAUCAUAGAUCAUAGUGACAGAGAACAGCACUCAAGAAGGCACUCAGUGAUGAAUGAAGGCAGAGACACACUCUUUCUGAAUUCUUCCACUCCAGUAGCCACCUUACUCCACCAUACACCCUGGGCACCAUUUUCCAAAGAAAAUGUCAAAUUCAAGAAUGAAGACUACUAUGGUAAGGAAGAGCCUCUUAACAUCUGCAAGGACUCUUUAGGUAGCCAGAAAGUCCCUCAUUUGGACACAACAUGGCCUCCCAGAGGCUCUUAUGGGCCCUUCUGCACUGGUCAUGGAGUCAACUUGUUGCUUGGUGGUAGAGUAAGCAAGCAUGGUCACUAUGGGAAGCCCUACAAAAUAUCCCCAAUGUAUUACAACAGCACAACGGAGCUUUAUAUUCCAAAGAUCUAUGGGAGUCUUCCACCACAAGAAGUGGUGGAAGGUAAUUAUGUGGACAGCAACAAAAGUGAAAAUGCCUGUUAUGAGGGCCAAAGACAAGUCUAUGAUGCACAUCUGAUAGCUGAGUUACCAAUCAAGGUAGAGCAUGACUCUGAUGCUGAAAACGAACGUGACUUUUAUGACCAGGCCUGGACAGCCCAAGAGCAUAAUAACAGCUCUUAUGAUGGCCUACAAAUGAAAGCAGAAGAUAGUUACUAUGAACAGUACAUGCCUUGCCAAAAAAGCACAGGGAGUAAUGGACAACUGUACAAUAACCAGUACCCAAAUGCGUUUGGAGCAACUACACAACCUCUAAAGUGUGUCCUUGAUAAAGAUCCAGAAUAUCUCCGUCCCCAGAGGUUGGGACACGUACACCCACUCAACAGUAGCCAAAGUGCUAACUGUAUGGACAGCUACAAUGCUGGGACUAUGGAACACAAGGGCUUCAUACAUCAAAAUUACAAACUUGGCUAUCAGCUCAAAGGACAAGGACUGCUUCAUUCCAUCAAGCGCGAGCCUAUGGAUUCUCCACCCUGGCAUGUAAAUGAAUAUGAACAGAUAGGUGGGCAAUGGAAUAUGAUGCCAAAUUGCAGAUUGACUCUAGGGCAGCCCAAAGCUAAUCCAUAUGUCUUUAUGCAAUAAUGUAACAUGACAGUCUGCUAUAUGAUGGCUACUUCUGUUAUCAUUAAUGAACCAAAGAUCAAAGAUGCUUAAUUAAACUUUUAGCAAACACUUUUUUUUUUUUUUUAAAGGUCGACUUUUUCAGGAUAAUUACACAGGUUCUUUACAUUUCAGGAAAUGGGGCAGGAUUAUUUUGUAUUAAAUAAAUGUAUUAAAUUUGUAUUUUAAUCAAGUGUUUUCGUGUUUGUUUUUUAUGCACUUUUGAUUGAUGCACUAACUGAUGUUAGCUGUCAAGUGAAAUGAUUUAAUUACUAUUUAUUGCAUGCUCACUUUUAAUCGUAACAUAUUUCCAACAAAAUUUUAAAUGGUACUAAAAGCAUUUAAUUGACAUAGUAGUGCAGCAGGUAGCGUUGUCCAUGUGGGUUUCCUCCACGUUCUUCUGUUUCCCCACACCUCCCAAAAACAUGCCGAUAUGUGGAUUGGCCAUGCUAAAUUGCUCCUAGGUGUGAAUGUGCGUGUGUGCAUGAUGUCCUGCAAUGGUAAUGGUAAAAUGGUAAAUGCCGCACUUAUAUAGCGCUUUUAUCCAAAGCGCUUUACACUGUGACUCAUUCACCCAUUCACACACACCAAUGGUAGCAGAGCUGCCAUGCAAGGUGCUAACU